Xenia sp. Carnegie-2017 is the source of this 2036-nucleotide messenger RNA. Its product is annotated as alpha-1,3-mannosyl-glycoprotein 4-beta-N-acetylglucosaminyltransferase C-like. NCBI's taxonomy places the organism in Eukaryota, Metazoa, Cnidaria, Anthozoa, Malacalcyonacea, Xeniidae. Bases 190 to 1725 code for a protein of 511 amino acids. The transcript is spliced from 4 exons. The record is from RefSeq and is a predicted model, not a curated record. Gene Ontology annotation, molecular function: acetylglucosaminyltransferase activity. Gene Ontology annotation, biological process: protein N-linked glycosylation.
AGUUUGAAUUGGAGGAAGUUGCAGUUGAUUAAAAUUUAUUCUUGAAAUAACAACUUUAAAGAAAUCCCAACGCCAACAGCUACAAAAAAUUUAAGAUUUUAGGCUAAAAUGCGCAAUUUAGCGCGGUAACUUGUGUCUUUAUAAUAUUAACCCGCAAGAACAUGAACCACCCGCAAUGGCCUAAAGAAUAUGAGCUUUCCGAAAAGAAAAUGCUGGACUUUUUUGAAGAAAUUGGUUGUUGUGUUGAUUUUUGCAUGUGUUUGCAAGUCUUUAUUAAAUUUUCUAUGUUUUGAUGGCGAAUGUGAUGACAACGAAAGCCAGAAAAACGCCUUCUCGUUAUUGAGCGAUGUUGUUUUGGAAGCAAACAGGUUGACAAUUGUCGAGAAUGAAAAAACUCGGUUUUCUGAGACGGUAAUUUCACCAUCUAUUUUCAAAUGGACGACAGAAUCAAAUUUACGCAAUAAAGUGCUCAAUGUUACUGCAAAGUUGCUUUCCAUGCAGAUGAAGUCAUUAGAUUUAUGUCCAUCACAAGAUGACUUCUUGAAAAAUGGAACUUUGAUGACUGGCAAAAAAAGUUUUGGGAAAAAAAAAUUUCUCUCUGUUGGCAUCCCAAGUAUUUCAAGAAAAAGAAAGUCUUAUCUUGAGACGAGUCUCACCAGCAUCAUAGAAGCAAUUGCUAACAGAAAACAAAAUAAUAUUACAAUAGUUGUAUUUCUGGCAGAUCGUUAUCGCAGCGUAAAAGAACAACAAUUAAAGAAACUUAUCAAUAAGUUUGGAAACCAAAUUUCUUCAGGAAUGUUACAAAUUAUAGAGGCACCUGAUGAAUAUUAUGCACCUCUUCACAAUCUCCAUCGAAGUCUUGGGGAUAAGAUGAACAGAGUUCUGUGGAGAUCAAAGCAAGCUUUAGAUUAUGUCUACCUAAUGUGUUUUUGUUCAUACAUUUCGGAUUAUUAUCUUCAGCUGGAGGAUGAUGUCACAGCAAGCCCAAGAUUCCUUUCCAAAAUUGAAGACUUCAUUCAUUCACAGAAAACCAGUUGGAUCUCUCUCAAUGUGGCUUUACUUGGCUAUAUAGGUAAACUAUAUCCAAGAAAGGAAGUUCAGAAUCUUGCUUCAUAUCUCAAGUUGUUUUAUGAUGAGAUGCCAGUUGAUUGGUUGGAACCACGUUGGAAAGAUUACAGAGGGCAAGACCCGGCUACAACUCCAGUUAUAGCUGCAUCAUUGUUCCAACAUAUUGGUCGUGUAUCAUCAUUUCAAUAUAAAGAGUGGCAAAGGCCAAAUACUUUGAAGGAAAAAAUAUUUGAUAGGUUUGAUCACAAGUAUGCAGGCCUCAACCCCCCUGCUAUAAUAUCAACUGAUCUCACUCCCAUAAGUGGCCAACCUUCAGAUGCCUACAACAAAGGCAUUGGCUUUUUUCAUGCCCACUUUGCGUCUGCUGGUAAUAAGAUGUAUAUGAUCUUAUUGAAGAGGGAGACUAAACUAGCGCGGGUUGCAGUAGAAACUGGGGCGAAUUUUUCUCGACGCGAUGUCAUAGUGACGGCGUCACUAGAGAUCAGUAAUGUCGUGGGGCCAAUGUCAAGAUGUGAGGAUUAUCAAAAGGUCGGGGAGUUUCAUUUUGGCAGAGUUGAUGUGCCUUUGAAUGGUGUGAAGGUUCGAUGUAUUCGCAUAAAUAUAAUUUAUCAAGGAUUGUGGAUUUAUUUAAGAGAAAUUAAUGUAUGGCCACAGUAAUUUCCAUAGCUAUAUGUUAAUCACUGCCAUCGUCAACCAAUCCUUCAACUUUUUCCCAUCUCAUAUUUGAAUUGUCUUUAGUCGCAUGUCUAUUUUCUAUUUAAAAUGAGCUGGUUCACCACUUUUGAUAGUUGUAAACUGAAGAUACUUUUAAGAAAUGUUGUAGAUGUAAUGGUAAACUAUACUUAAUUUAAACACCUCUGUUUAUUUUUUACUUGUAAGUAUAUUUAAUGAUAGAAUUCAACGAAAAUACAACACAAGAUGUAAAUUUGAUAAAUGAGAUAAAAGUAAAAUUACAAACAAUAAAAAAA